Molecule: messenger RNA, 14276 nt
Organism: Macrobrachium nipponense
Lineage: Eukaryota; Metazoa; Arthropoda; Malacostraca; Decapoda; Palaemonidae
Exons: 4
Coding region: 91-933 (280 amino acids)
Source: RefSeq, a predicted model, not a curated record
UCGGUUACGUCUCGUGUGUGGAGGAGUGUCUUAUUUCUCUCUCUCUCUCUCUCUCUCUGAGCCUUCUCUAACUCUCAGUCAUCACAUCCUAUGCCUAGCGCCAUGAGUGAAGAAACUUCGAACGAUUCGGAAGGAGACUAUGACGAGUCCUGCGAAGGAGCGGAGGAGUUUUUCGGUGAUGAUCCUGGGAUAUUCGAGGAGAGCUUGAUCGUAUCCUUUGCUGAAGAAAUUGAAAACGCAGGAGGGGCUGUGAGCGCCGCUGGAGAGGAGGCCAUCCGUUCGCUCCUGGCCUCCCUGAGGGAGUCGAUGAAGGCCGAUGGGGCCGGCGGUGGCGGGAACAAGGCCGGCGUCAGCCCCCUGGACCCUCUGGCGGUGGAGACCCAGGUCAUCACCCACCAUCAUCCGGCCCUCAACAUCACCGUCAGACUCACUGGAAUGGGGCUCACGGGCCUGUCCGACUUCAUGAUAGAUGAUGUGAGGGUGAACGUCCAAUUACUGACGAUUGUUGUCAGUCUGUCGUACGAUACGCUGCUCCUGGAUGGAGAAUACGAACUUCAUGGGAAGUUGGUGAAGGUCAUUCCCCUCUCGGCUCGAGGGCCCUUCACUGUCACUACCAACAACUCUCAGGUUACUCUUCGAGCAAGAUUAAAGGAAUGUCGAGGUCGCCUGGAGGUGAGGGAGCUCAACAGCGAUUUGAUUUUGGAGGGCGUUCGUUGCAGGCUGAGUCAGAUGACGGGUGGUGCCCUUGUGAGCAAAGUCCUCAACUCCCUCUUGACUGAUCUGUUGAGGAGAGAAAGGCAUCGACUGGCCCAGGACCUCAGUGCAGUUUUGAAGACACUCCUGAACAAUGAGCUCAAGAACUUCAACCUUGGUGUAUCCCUCCAGCUUCUUCGGACCAGUGACAAGUACAUGCGUAGGGGUUCAUUGUACUAGUCAUUGGCUUGGCAUGAAGUUUUAUUUUCAUCAUUUAAAUUACAGUUAUCAUCAUUAUUACAUUUGCUUGCUUUUUAGAAGUAAGAUGGUUUAUUUUCACUUACAUUUAUUUUUUUGUGAUCCAGGGUAGAACAGUCUACCAGACUCCCUAGAAUGGCAAAUGAAAUAUAGCUACUCAGUCAUAUCUUCAUCAGGAAGCAGUUUCUGGAAUCAUGCCUUGUAAAGGAUUGAAGAAGACUAACAUAAUUCAUUCUAAUAAAUGCACUGCCUGAAGUUGGAAAUGCAUGCCAAUAUAUUUGCUACCUUAGAAGAGAUUCUUGAUGACCUUAACAGAGAUUCUGUUUGAGUUGCAUAUGGCCUUGUAUACAGCAUCAAACACCAGGAACCACGAAAGUCUUUUCCAAAGCUUGUUGCGAUGCGAAGUUACGAGUAUAUUGAAUGAUCAUGGCAAGUGUUCAUUGAACCGUAUCCUGUGUAAUGAUCAAAAAUGAAAACGAGAGAUACUGUGUGCGUGCCAAAUUACACCCACUGAUAGGGCCAAGUCAGUUGCCAAAUCAAUGUUGUGAAUCUUUUUGCACUUGAGUGAAUGUGCCGUUUAUGCCGUUAUGUACUGCGUUGAUCACCAAAAAGACUUUAUUGCGCCAAUAUCGUGUGAAGAGUUUUGAGUCUCUUAAGCAUAUGAAGUUUGCAUGCUGCAUGAAGUCACUUCAGAAUUCAUAGAGAUCGCCUUCCACCCGACAGAAAUCAUUAUCAAAUUGUGCCUCGUCAGCGAAUGUGUCAAAAGUACAUAGAAUCUUGAACAAAAUUCCAUGAAAUGUAAAAGCAUAUAUUGAAAGACUGAAAAUUUGUAAGUUUCAUUAUUGUCAUUUAUUUGUCGUUACUAGUAUAUGUACCCAGAUGAACAGCUGAGGUAAAGCGUAAUGGCAUUUUAGUGUAACAUGUAACAGAUAUUUACAUAACAUGUUCUUGGUAUUUCAUGCAUAAUUGCCAGUACAGUACAGCAACAUUGUUAGAACUCUUGGAUGAUUUUUUACAUUUUAAUUUCAUAAAUAGAUUGAAUUUCCGAGGUUAGUGUUGCCUAGUCUCGCUGGGAUUUUAUAUCUUAUAGUGAUAUUUAUUUCUUUCAGUUAAAAGGCUGUGAUAUGUCAAAUGUUACCAUAGCAUGCACAUACCUUACUCAUGCAUAUUAUUAGCAUAUACAGUAGGUAUGAACAGUAUUUAUAUGUGUGUGCAAAGACAAAGAUACAUUCAUAUAUAUAUGUAUAUAGUAUAUGUAGGAUACAUAGUAUAUGAAAAGAAUAUAUGUAUAGGCACACAUCCAUCGAAUAAGUCUCUCUAACUAGGUGCAGCACAUCCCUUAGCUAGUCAGAAAUAGUAUAUAUCUGUUCCCUUAUACAGUAUGUAUGCCACGUGAAUCAUGACAUUUGCUGUUUUCAUCUGUUUUCUGACUUACAUUUUGUUUGUAUUAAGCACUGCUAAGUAUAAAGUAGCUGCAAGAACCGGGGAAAUGGAAGCUUCGUUGAUCUUGAAAACUAUUGUUGAUCCUUAAUCAAAUGACAGAAGAAGGGAUUACACGUGUCACUUUUUUUUAAUAUUUAAUGCAGGAUACAGCAUCACAAAAUAUCCCAUAACGCUUUUUCAAAACCAAAAUAUUUUGUCUAAGGCACUUUCACUUUUCUUUGCGUUUAUGUAUGCCUUAUUCAUCAUAAAUUGCGAUGGCUAUACCUGAUUCAUGUAUAUGAUACAUAAAUCAUUGAGUACAGUAUAUAUGUAUAUGCAUAAUAGAUAUGUUGAACAUAUACUGAUGGUUGUGUUAACUUAUAAUUUUUAACUUUUCCCGUACCUUUCAUAUAUAACAUGAAUGAUGACUAAUAUUAGCCAUUAAGAAAUCUUAUCGGCCACAACGAUAAAUCUACAUUUUAAAUGCUGUAUGUUACCCUUCUUGGAAUCCCUUUUCUGAAAAUGCAUUCAGGUCUACAUAAUUUUUCCUCUCUGGCUCUGGCUGAAAAGACUUACUAUAAAAGGAAAAUAUUGCAAUGCAUUCAAUAACCCAUAAUACUUUUGGGCUUCUAUAUAAAAAUGAUCCCUAUAUAACUAUUUAUCUUCUGUAUAUGUAAGUAUGUACCUUGUGAUAGAUCUGGAAGGACUUACAUUUAAUAAGUUGAAAAAUUAGGUUGAUACCUUAGCACUCCUUCCCCAUUUGAAUCUGCUGACUAAAUAAGUUUUAUCGCCCUUGUUAUUCUGUUUUUAAAAGUCAAGUUGCAGAUUAAAAUUUUUUAUUAGAAAAUUCCAAUAUCAAGGUAUCAUUUUUAAUGAAUUUUGAUUCAACAUGCUUAAGUAGAGACUUAUCAUCAUUUUGCACACACAUGUACACGUAUUCUUUUUAUAUACUAUGUACUUUUAUACAUAAAUAUAUAUAUACAUAUAUAUAUAUAUAUAUAUAUAAUUGUAUAAAAUUUGCAUGUACAUUAGUUCUGUAUACAUAUAAAGUACAUACAUGUUAACUUGUUAUUAAUGGUUGUAGAUAUAAAACAAAUCUGUUGUUAUUAGAAUUACGUAUUAUAGUUUAUUGAGUAUUUCGAGUAUAAAUUGGUACUGUUGUAGAUUUCAAUUUGAUUACUGUUACUUGGACUACAGAGAUUUUAAGUUAAACUCUUAGUACAGUAUCUGAUUAGGUGUGUGUGUGUGUGUAAUCAAGUCGAUGUGGUAAUGAUUUCUAUUCCUUCAGUGAACACUGGCCAUUACUUUUUAUCUUAAAGUUUGAAAGAACACUAACAGGAGACCACUAGUUUGAACAAGUAGUACUUUUAAGGCAGGUAAGAAAUAUCCUAAAAAAUUUCAGCUCAUAUUAUUUCUCAGGAUUUCUGGAUGAGAUCAUGCUUGUCCACUCCUUAGAAGUCGCUCAUUCUCAAAUGCGAAAUGAAGACUAUUGUACUCACGAACUAAUUACAUGUGUCAUACUAAGCGGAUACCUCCAGGAUUUCAGGUAGGGAUUACACUGAAAAUUAGUUUCAGGGCCAAGAGGCACUGAAAAGAGCAGUGUGGGCUGUAGUGCCUUAAGUUGGAGAAACCAUAUGAGUUGGAGAAUCAUAACUGGUGGAGGUCUCGGAUGCUUUGGACUUAAAACCUCAUCAGUGAGUAAUGAUUUGCAUGUGUUAUUAUUAUAUGCCCAACAUUGUCAUCUGUCAUAUACAUUUCUGUAUUGUAUACUACUUUAUACAUGCAUAUGCAGUAAAUGAUGUGUAUAUAUACAUACACCAUCUGCCUCUUGAAGCUUUGGUCUUAAUACUUCUUCCUCUUAGGACAGGGUAGGGUAGCAACUAUGACAAUCCCUUUUCCACUCUUGCAUGAAGAACAUUGAGCUUAGAGCUACAAAUUGUUUUUAUUUUUUCAGGUUCACUCAUCACUUGAAGCAUGUAUGUGACUGACAGCAGUUAGUAGAAGAAAAGAAUAUUGCAUAGGACAUCCUUGCUCCAUAACAAUUCUAAUAGUACUAUAUCUUCAUCUCAACAGAUGAUUUACACAUAAUACAAAGCUUUAUGACAGAGAUAAUAGUCUUCAGCUUCAUUAAAUUGAAAAUCAAUAGGAAUUAAUAUAAACGUUACGGUUUAAUGCAGUUAUGAAAAAUAAAUUUUGCAUGUCUGUGAUUAUAUUAGAUACCCUAAAUGCAGCUGCAGGGUAUGUGAACUACAGUACUGUAUAUGAAUCAGGCUGAAUAUAUUAUUCUUCAUAUCUUCCACACAAACUUGAUUGGUUGCUAUCAUUCAAAACAAAGAUUUUUUGAUUUUCAUAUUGUUAUGUAUGAUUUUUUCCCUCCUGUUUUCUUCUUCUCUACUUCUAAACUUGUCUUUUUACCCAAUCAGUGAUGCUGUGUAGUGGCUCGUACAGGCUGCCGCCCACCGCUCCUUCCUUCUAAGCUCUUCUUCUUGCUUUUGUUUCUGCUGAGGUGAGAGAUCUUGAAUAUUAGAAUAAAAGCACUUUGGCCAAACCAAAGAAGCCGGAUGUGACUCACUAGAUUCUCGCCUUGUCUCCAAGUUGAUCUACAUCAAGGGUAAAAUGACCUUUAAUUAGUGAAACUCAACAAACUUUUGUUUUUUCUUAUCUGUCAAAUUAUAUAUAAAUUUUUCUGCAAUGAUCAGGAAAUACUUCAUGCUGAUGGUAAAUUACAGUACUUACCAGUCUAUAAACUAGUGAAAAAAAGCAAGGAUAUCAAGAAAAACUGUAAAUCAAUUAGUGUCUUAAGUGGAAAUGCUAAGAUAAAAUUUUUGGUAGACUUAAUGGGUGAAUGUGGACAUCAGACCUCAUUAUGUUCAACCAAAGAGGAGGAGGAGAAUUAAGGGUCAUUGUGGAACACUUAUUAUUCCUGUUCUUUCUACCAAGAUAUUGUGAAUGUUGUGUGAAACAAGUUUGAAACUUAGCAACACUUAUAACAUGUUCUCAUGUAAAGAACACUUCAUUCAACAACAUUGCUAUUGGUUGCAUGAUCAUGAUCAACAGGGUUUGGUCAAAUGGAUAUCAAGAACUGUAGUUGCUAAUUUUACAUUUGAACUAUUGGACCUCGUUCUUUUUCUUAACUUUCAAUGGAUUUGGUUUCAUGCUCUCUUUUGAAUGACAUCAGUAUUAUAAGUAACUAUUGUGCCUACUGGUUAAUUGAUAGUAAUCUAUUCAAUUGCAAGUACAAUCUCACAGUAUUCGAGUUUAAAGCACUAUUAUUAUUCUCAAGCUUAGAUGCAGUGCAAAUUUGAAUGUUACAUGUGUGAUUGUAGUUGUGUCUUAUUGUUUCUAUUUCCCUGAAUAAACUAGUAUCUACACUUUGUGACGUGGGUACCAGGGUUCUCACAUGUACUCAGAUAAGCCAUAUUCAAACCAUGAAACAUAUCCAUAUGAAUUAGGAUCGCGUACAAUUAAAUGUAAAUGUACACAGUAAAAAUGUGUAAAUAAAAAUAAAUACGAUUGUAGAAUAGAAUAAUAAUUUCAGUGUGAUGUCUUUAGCUCUAGUCUGUUGAGAUAAUGGUAUUGCUAGGCAUUAUCUGUGUGCAUUGGGAUUGUUUAAUGGACUACAGUUUUGGAUGAGCAGCCCGUCUCAACUCUGAAAAUUAUGGUAAGUUCAGAAUUUUCACUCAUUACAUUUUCCAUUGGCUAGUAGACAUCAGGUGAUCUGUUGCUGCAGGAGGCUUAAAUAAGACCCAAGGUUGUAGGGGCUUGAAGAGUGUCCAUUCUCAAACGACUCUUUUGAUAAGAGUCAUAGGGUACUCAGAAAUCUAUAGUGUACCUAAUUGUUAGUGGUAGUUAUAGAAAUUGGACUUAAGAUGAUUACAUGAGGAUAUAUUCCUUUACCCAUUUUUUAUUUGCUUGGCAUAUGUCAAUUGUUAGUAUUACCAACUGAUAGAAAGUAUUUGAUUGAUAUGUGAAAGGAAUAAUAUCAUUUGGAUUGAAGUUUUAAUGACAUAGGGUCCAAAUCUUGGUGUCUUUGCAUAAGAAUUUAGAUCCUGUUUACUAGGAGGAAUAGCAGUAGCUUUCAAGAAACAUGAAUUGUAUAGAAAUAAUGCUGUUAGUAGUGGCAGUCAGUGCCCUUACCUUUGAAAUGGCAUUCAUUGACUCAUAGGUAGACUGAAUGAUAAACGUCCAGUAAUGUUAUACUUUUGCCAAUGGUAUUUUAAAUCAAGUUGGAGGUUCCGAGGGCCUAAUCUGUAUCUGGUUCAGGGUAGAUGAUAAUGUUUUGCUCUUGUGGGUUAGAUAAUUAGUUUCUUAAACUAAUUGUGCAAUACAGUGCAGAAGACUUUUCCUUCUUUCAAAUGUGGCACAGUCAGUUUUGCUUAGAUAAUUUGUCAUCUGAUACAUAUCUUUUAUUGAAAUGACUUUCUGUGUUGUGUAUAUUUAUUAUUUGUAGAGGGUUAAAUAUAUUUAUUUUUCCAAAUGUUUCACCAAGAUGAUUUACAAAGUAUGAGCAACACCCAUAAAAGUUUGCACUGCACUAUAGUUAUUUUUAUUUUGUCUAAGUAUGGUGUCUGUGUUAUAAAUUUUAUUUGCAAUAUAUAUUCAGAUUGCUGGUGCAUUGCAGUUUGAUAAUCUGUUAGCAUUGUAUUCAUAAAAGACUCGAGGCUUAAAACCACUGUAACAAUAGAAGCCUCAUGGCACAGAGAAAUGAUUAUGAAAGCUACAUUGAUUUCCUGUCUUGAUAUGCAGCGACAUGUUUAUUGUAGUACUCAUCCCAGUAAUAAGAAAAAGAAGCUGGGUUCUUUCAUUUGAGGGAAAGAAAUUUCUACAGAAAGUGUAUAAGAGUUUUUGGUAUAAAAAUGUAAUGCUGCUGCUAUACAGUAUCAGAAAUAGUACCAUGUUAGAGUAGAUUCAAAGACUGACUAUGAUUUCAAGAUUGUAUCAAAUAAACAGACUUCUACAAGAGGAACAGGUCUGUCAUUUUCUGUGUAUUGGAUGUUGCUGUAGCUUUAGAGCCAUCAGUAUUACAUCCUAAUUGAUAAUUUACAUAUCUAAAUUGAUCAACAAUCACAAGGCAAAUCAGUGUAGAUAUCAUAACUUUUCUAAGGUUAGUUUACAGUCAUAUGAAUUUUCCAGAAAAUAAUUUUCAAUUUUACUUGUUAUCUUUUAUAUACCAUUUCUUUAUACUUUAUAAAGGGGUAGAAAACUUUGGUGUUCCACUGUCUUGAAUGAUCAUUAUAUAUACAGUAAGUUGCAGUGUAUUUGGUAUCUUUAACUGUAUUGCAUUAUCACUGCGUGUUUUGUACAUUUUUACUCCAAAAAAGUAAAAUCUCAAUAUACCAUGAGAGUCAGUUUUGCUCUAUUUUGUGAAUGGUGAGUACAUUUAUAAGUGAAGGAUGUAAAACUGGUCACUGUUGGAAUAGUAUAUACUGGAUUUUGAAUUGAAUUCUCACGUCAUAUGAAAGUUACACCAUCAGCUAAGUAGCGUACAAUAUAGAGAUGAAUCUGGAAAUCAUGUUGAAACUAUUUGCCAUGUCAUUGCUAUAUGAUGGUUUAGUAAAAGUGAUAGCCUGGUGAUAUAUAUAAGAGAAACUGCUAAUCUUGGCUGUAUGCAUAGAUCUGUUUAUUAACUUAUUUUCAUGUGCAUAAUGAAGUUGACUUUGAAUAUAAAGCUUACUCAUGUUUAAAGCAGGAUGGAAAUGUCUUGCACCAAACAAUCUGCAUUGUAGAUAGCAGAGGGUUAUGUGAGAGUAUGAUGAAGGUAUUGACCAUAUGUUGUCUGAAGUUAUGUAGAUUUAAUUGAUGCUUAUACUUAUUUUCAAGUAUCCUGUGGGAUAAUCUUACAAUAAUUUAUAAUUAAGAAAUAUAUGAAUGAAAAGUUUUAUGAUAUAUGAUAGUCUUCCAGUGUUCUUUCUGAUCUCAGCCUAGAUUCAUUAAGUGUUGUAUGCUGUUCUUUUGAAAAUCAGAAGGAUUAUGAAAAAUCUGGCUGUGAGAAGUUUUUGAGAAUGUCACAGUAUUAUAGUGGUACGCAAGUGUUCUUGCAGUAUGAAGUCUUGUGUUCAAAUUGUUACAAAUUCCAGUCUUACAAACUUGUGUUUAAAAUUACUGCAUUUCAUGAAUCUAGCCUAAGGUCUCUUGAGUCUUUGGCAUACUGGAAACCAAUUCACUUUCAUCACUGGACCUAUCUGGGAGAUUAUGGGUACUAUAAAGAUUGCCUCUUGUGCUGCAUUCUUAUUUUUAAUAUUUUUUUCUGUUGUUUGGACCUUGACAAGCUACUAUCAUGUUAUGUGCUGCUCAUUUGCCAAUGUAAGAAACUUCAGUUAAUCAUUUUUUGACAAUCUUUUUCCCACUUUGUCAAGAGGAUGAAUUUUUUUAUCUUUUUAUUUUCGAAGGGUCAGUCCUCAAGAUUAACUGAGCAUAGAUUUUGGGAACCUACUGUAGAUUCUUUCUCUCUCUCUCUCUCUCUCUCUCUCUCUCUCUCUCUCUCUCUCUCUCUCUCUCUCUCUCUCUCUCUCUCUCUCUCAUCAGUUCAUGAAGUGGUUUCCAGAUAAAAUGUACAGUGUACCUGAUUCUCCAUAAAACUUUCUUGUUCUGAAUUACUGUUUUAAAAGGGUGCAGCCUCUCUCUCUCUCUCUCUCUCUCUCUCUCUCUCUCUCUCUCUCUCUCUCUCUCUCUCACACACACACACACACACAUCCAAGCAUAUUCAAAUUGAACAUUCAGUCCUUGUAAUUUUUGAGAGAAAAAAAUGUAAGUAGGAGUGGUUAGAGCGAUAUGUGUUCGGUAGAUUAUAUAAUUAUGAUAUUGAUGAGCAGAUUUCACUAAAGUUAUUAAGUACAAGAGAAUAUUAUUUACAAAAAAACUGAAUUUAACUAUGUACAACUUUCGACAGACCCUAGGAGUCAAGAAUUAGUAGUAGUGGUUGCAGUGAGACAAAAAAAAAAAAACUUGCAUAAGAGUGUAUAGGAGCUAACAGAAGUUACAUUAUGAGUAUCAUUUAAUAGAAGAGUUAAAAGAUAUCUAAUUCUAUAAGGAUGAUGAUUAGGGUUUCCAAAGAAGUGGGGCUUAUGGGUUAUCAAAAACUAGAAAUGAAUAUGUAAGAGUAGCAGUUUCAUUGUAGGGUGGCAAUUCAGCGUUACCGCUUUUGUGAUGUGCUAAGUUUCUAAUGAUAGAUCAUGCCUAGUUGGAUCCAUAGAAAUUUAAUGCUGUUUGUAGGAGGUGAUAUUGCUUAGAGAAUGACUGUAAAUGGACUGGACUACUUAAUAGGAUGAGUCGGGUAAGGAAUGGGAUACAGUUCUGUUAGUGAAUAUUCAUUUAUUUGGACCAGAAACUGAAUUUAGAUAUUCCAACUCCACUUUUUCCUUUGUUCAUACAAUGCAGUAGAAUUCAUAUUUUGUAUUUCCUGUUUGAUAAGUUUGAUGCAUGAAGAUAAGACAACACUGAACAGACUGAAAUUCGCUUUAAGACACAGCAUUCAGGUACAAAAUGUAAAGUGUGUCUCUGACUCAACUUUGAAAGCCACUGUCAGAUUUUGUUUGUCACAGAACAUUGUCUUCCAAUCACAUAAUAGUAUUACUGAUGCAGUUGGGCAGCUGGCUUUAGUCUUAUUUCUUAUAGAGAUCAGUAUAUGUGCAGAAGUAAACCUCCAUUUCAUCUUUGAGGUAUCAUUUGACAUUGCCUUUGUUGACAACAAAAGUCUAAUUUAGGCAAGUAUUUUUUUUCAUUGUUGAUGAUAAAAAUACCUGCCUACAUUAGGGUAACAAAAUUGUUGACAAGUAAAGUUUGUCACAUGCUCUAAUUUAGGCAAGUAUUUUCAUUAUUGUUGAAAGAAGGACAUUCACUUGAAGCAGACUUUUAAAAAGGCUUAUUAUGUGUACUUCUGAGUGAGUUCAUAGUUUUUUAUACUAUACCCUUUUAACUAUAUAGCAUUCUUUGCAGCUUGUGAACUGCAUUGCUGUUCUGUCAUUUUUUUUAUUUACCGUAGGAAUUCAGUAUGUAAUGAUGUAAAAAGCACAAAAAACAAAAAUCAAGGCUUCUGUCACUGUAGUGUCCCUUCUUUGGUACUGUAUAAUGCCCCUCUGAAGAUAUACACGGUAGUCUUAUUCCCAUUUUAGGAUCUGAUUUAGGUGAACAAUUUUUGAGAAGGCAUUACAGUAUAGUUCACUGUUACCCGCAGAGAUAUAAAGGCAAGGCAUUUUAGUCAAGUGGUUAUAAAUGGAGGGAAAUGUUCUGUGACUGGAAAUUGUAUUGGUUGUUAGUGUUAUAAAUGUUUUGUAACAAAAAAAAUGGAUUUUGUGUAAAGGUUUGAUGUAGACAUCUGGAGAAACUGGCUGCAUUUUUUGAAAGGGUAGUGGUGAAGUAUAGAAUAUAAAGGUGGUAAAGUAAAAUGAAAUUAUAAAAUCAGAAUCUCCUGUUAAACUACAGUAAAAGAUUUGUAAGAUGUCAAUGGUGCUGAUAGUUAUUAAGAUGUCAGUAGAGUUGGAAUGGACAUUUAUAUAUAGCAUUCUCUUCAGCAGAGAGGAAAAGGUAAUUUUGAAUAAUGUUUUAGAUAAAGAGUAAGCAAAUUGUUUUCAGACAGUCAAAAUGUAAUAUCAAGACUCCAGGGAUCAGUUCUCAGACAGCCAAAAUGUAAUAUCAAGGCUCUUAGAUCAGUAUUUUUCUUUUCCUAACUGGGCAUAAUGUCAGAUUAGAUAAACAAAUUCUCUUUGCAUCCUAGUAAUCCAAAUGGUCAGUCACAAUGACCAAAGAUGACAUUUGUAUACCACCGAGAAAACCUCUGCACAUUGGCAUUUGACAGUUAGCUUAAUGGAUUUAAGAGUCACUACAAGAAUAGCUGAAUCUCGUUUUUGUAAAUUGUGUGGACAAAACAGUGUUAAUAAAGCUAAGUACUCUGUAUUUAAGAAAGCCAUAUAUGUACUAUAUAUAUCUAGAUAUAUAAGAUAUACUCUUUCAUUGCUCGAUGGAGUGGUGCUUUAGCCUGACCAAUCUCAGACUCCAGGUGUGAAUUCUCCAUAUGUCAGUAUCAAAACAAGAUAUAAUACAAAUGUAUGUUAGAGGUGAAUUAAUGUACAAUCUUUGUAAGAUUUAAAAACCAUCAUUCAUUUUGAACCAGUGACUGAUGAAUUAUCAAAAUAUAUACGAUAUCUAAACUUUACUGUCGUCUGCAAUUUAGUUUCUGUCGCUAAAGAGAUACUUUUGAAUCUCAAAAUCAGUGAUGGUUUGCAAAUGACGUCGUCCAGUGUAAUUGCAAGUCAUUAGAUGUGAUCUAGUGAUGCGGAAUAGAUCAGUGCACUGUCUCUCUGAUUUGAUCCUUCAUUAUUAUUCUGCUGAGCGUCUUUUGGCCUCUCCUUGCCACCCCAUGGACCACGAUGGGUUUUAACUCGCACCCUGCUUUUUUAUUAUUUUCCUUUGUACCGUCUACUAUCCAAAUGCUGUAGUACUCUCAGACUGCCAUCAUAUUACCAUAGAAAAGUAAUUUACAGUACAGUAGUUGUCAUUACUGAUAAAAUAUUGAAAAUAUGUUUGAUAAUAUUUGUCUCACUAUGUUUUAGAGUUCAGAUUUUUGAGAGCUGGUGUUAUCAGUUGCAAUUGGGAAGGCAUAAUUGCCAGGAUUGCUCGUUUUGUUGAAUUUCACUUGGUAAACUCUCACAUUUUCUCUUAGGUAUAUUUCCCUUCUGCUUCGUUGAGGACUGCUGUUUCGUUUGUGAUAAGGCCACUUAGUUUUCCCAUCCAUUUUUUAUUCAUCCUGUUUGGACUUGAUUAAAAAUGAGGACUCUGAAUUUGAUACAUAUUAUUAUUAUCAUUGUUGAUUUUACUUUGGUAUCAUCAACAACAGUAUUUUUCAAGGUUGAGCAAUAAGGUUAUAUAGGUUAUAAGAUUCACUAUGGAGUGCUGAACUAAUUGAGUUUUACUGCAUAAAAGUUCAUGAAACCACAGUGAGGAACACCCCCCCCCCCCCCCCCUUUUUUUUAAAUAAAAUUAUCAGUAAAUUAAAAUACUGGGUGGCAUUGACAUAUGUUACCUGUUUAUCAGUCCCUUCUCUCCAAAUUCAUAUUCAGAUUACUAGCAAGAUUAAAGAGGUUGGAAGCUAAAGUUCCCCAUGCUUUUGCAACCUGUGCGAACAGUAGUUAUGAUUUCAUUUCAGAAUGAGGAUUUCCCCAGAAAUAAUGUUGUGGUACAGUAUUUAAUCACACCAUUAUAAUAUAGUGUAUAUUCAAAGAGUAAAAGGUUUGUAACAUGGUUAUGAUUGAUAUUACAGUAGGUCUUUAGUAGUAACAAUCCAUUUUCAGUAUGGCAUGGUGGAGUAAAUACUGUACAUAUUUAUGAUAUUGCUCAAGAUUGUGAUACGGUCCACUUUUUAGAAUGACAUGAAACUGAUGUAGCAUAAUAGGAUAUAUUAUCAAGUCAUUUCCAUAUUGAUGAGUUCAGUGUGCUAAAUCAAGUCCUUAAUAAUAGAAAGAAUAUACAUACUAUACUCUAAAGUAAUCAUUUGUCAAACAAGAUCAUUCAGUUUGCAGUAUGUAUACUGUCUUCAUACUUACAUUAUGGACAUAUUCAGGGAACUGUAGAAGGGGGGUGGGGUUGUUAGCAGGGUGAUUACAAUUUUCAACCUGUCAAAUUGAUAGAAUACAAUCAGGUAGUUUAAUCACAGUUUCAGUCAAUUGUUAGUCCAGGCCCAAAACACUAAGCUAUGUAGCAGAAACAAUGCCAUAAACAUUCCAAGUAUUUUGGUUGUCAGUGCUCCGAGUUUUUGUACAUUUUGGGUCAUUCGGUUAUUUAGGAAGUUAAUGGUUACAAGGAAAAUGUUAGACAAAGAUGUUUUGGAUUUGUUAUUACACCAGCUAAAGUUGCAUUAUACCUGGAGUAGAUUUGUUAUAGUAAGGACCAGUAUAUUAAUGUUAAUGAAAAAGGCUAAAAACAUGCAUAAAGACAACCUUAUUGCUCACAGAAUUUUUUUUUCUGUCAGAGACUAAGAAAGCAUUACUUGAAUUACAGUGACUUCUUGAUAAGGCUAUUGACAGUAGUUCUAAGGGUGGGUAACAGGUGUCACACCUUGCCAGGAUCUGAAAAAAAUAAAAACUCCGAAAAGUAGGACCAAACAAUUUGUAACCAUAAUACACUGAAUCAGCUCUCAGGUUUUUAAGAGAUUAUUAUCUGUACACUUACAUAGCAGUUUAUCAGCUUGAUUUCCCCACCCACUGUUGCACAUUAAUUUACUUUUAUAUUUAUUUAAGAGUAAUUUCUGCGAAUGCAAAAGUAGAUAACAAAAAGUCAAUAGAGAUGCUUGUGCACUCUGGUAUGAGAACCUUUUAAUUCAUUAUGUACACAAUAAGCUUUCUUCCUAUGAGUUAUCUUGAAGUUAUGCCUUUGUAAUUAUGUACUACACUACUGUCAAUCUGUUAGGUGUCUGAAAUAACCUACAGUCAGCAGAAUGUUUCGUAAUUUUUUUCUUUGAAAAUCUAUUUUAUGAAACGUAAAAAAAAAAAGUGACAUUUACUAUGAAACUAAUGACUUCAAUUAAACUUACAAAUAAAGGCUAUGCAAAGCACUCCAUGUCACUGCCACAUAAAAUAGAUUCUUUCAUUUUAACGAGUGAAUAUACCAUAUCUUGAUAAAAUGGAAGGAAGAACUAGUAUAUAAAAGAGAAUGAGUGGAUUGUAAGUAAAUUACUCUCGGAUGUUUGCUGAUAAACAUGUUCAAAUGCCUCUCACCAAAAUGUAUUAUUUGUAUAUAUAUGAAAGGCUCCAAAGAAGCUGUCAUUAUUAACAUUGUUAAAAGUGUGCUGGAUUGGUCCAAGGGUGGUAGGGUGAGCAGAGACAGAAACCCCAACAUGUGAUAUAUGUAUCCUCGCCUUCAAGGGGCUUUUUCUUAAAAAGCCUUAACCAAAAUAUAGCAUUCCUGUUUAA